UCAAAAAACACUUCAUCACGUUUGUCGUUUUUAUAUUUGUUUUUUUUUUUUUCAUCUCUUGUUUGAAAUGGUUUAUGUGGCUAUGACCCGUCUCCCGAUGGGCGGCAUCCAAGGAACUAAUCUAUCCCGCCGGAACUUUCUGCGCGAAAACCGGAUGAUGGUGAGCCAGGUGUCUCCAAACUACCAGAUGCCCACGGCAUCCUCGUUGGCCAGGUGCUGUGGACCAGUUAAACAAGUGUUGGCCACCGGAAAUCGAAGAAACCUUGUGCCCAAUCGACGGAAUCUUGCCGAGAAACAGAUCCAAACGGAGGACAUCAACGACGAGCGUUUUCUUAGUGCCGCUUUGCGCAAAUGCUCGGAGAAGACCCAAUCCCAAGUCGAGUCCCGCAGCGAGGGCGACGAGCAGCCUGUGAUCGGCAGGGGAGAUCAUUCCCUGCCGGAAGGCCCACGUCUGCGACGCACUGCGUCCAAUUUCGAGCUGGGCAGAGUGCCGGAGCAACGCGAUUGCUAUCGACCGGGGCAGUAUACACUGCAACGGCCGUUAGCCACGUUGCUCGACAAUGUGCCCAGCUGCUCGUUGUUUCGAAAACAGGAAGACGAGGUGUCAUCCAGGCCAAGUUCCCCAAGAGUUCGGCAAAUGGACAUUCCGGAGGUGGUGGACGUGGAUCCGGAGGACAUGCUCAGUGUCCAUUCCCAGGCAUCCUGUGAACAGCUGCCUGUCUUAGAGCCGCAAACUGCAGAGAAUGAGUCCUACGCAGAGAUGGAUACCCAGCCACAGCCGGAAAACGAGCACAUCCUGCUGUCCAGUGAACAGCGCAGGCAACUCUUAGAUGCCGCCCGUGAACGGCAAAACAAACUGAUCGACGAGUACAACCGAUUGCCCCUUUCCAUGGGCACUCUGCGAGUGCGCAAUCUGAAGCGAAAUCUGGAGCAGCAGUUGGACCUGGUGGACCACGAUCUUCAGAAGCUUUCACUGACAAAGGUGUACUGGAAACAGGAGACCGUGAGUGGAGUACUUGCAUUAUAAAAAUUGUAAAAAAUAAUAAAUGUUUAGAUAAAAGUA
Messenger RNA from Drosophila elegans, 1063 nucleotides. RefSeq lists its product as uncharacterized. Lineage: Eukaryota; Metazoa; Arthropoda; Insecta; Diptera; Drosophilidae. The record is from RefSeq and is a predicted model, not a curated record. Gene Ontology annotation, cellular component: cytoplasmic microtubule. The transcript has a single exon. The coding region runs from base 68 to 1027 and encodes 319 amino acids.